GUGGCCGGCGCUCAGCGCUUCCGGUUCUGGGGGGAGCCGGGCUCGGGAGCCGACGGGGUCGUGCUCGAGGUCCGCGUGCCGCAGGUCCUGCAUCUUCAAUAUGGAAUGUAUGCCUGGCCCUGUGCUGUGGUGCUGGCCCAGUACCUGUGGUUUCACCGGAACUGUCUUCCAGAAAAGGCUGUCUUGGAGAUUGGAGCUGGAGUGAGCCUUCCAGGGAUUUUGGCUGCUAAAUGUGGUGCCAAAGUAAUACUGUCAGACAGUGCAGAGCUGCCUCACUGCCUGGAGAUGUGUCGGCAAAGCUGCCAACUGAACAACUUGCCACAAGUGCAGGUUGUAGGACUGACAUGGGGCCAUAUCUCUCAGGACCUUCUAUCCUUACCACCACAAGACAUCAUCCUUGCAUCUGAUGUCUUCUUUGAACCCGAAGACUUUGAAGACAUUUUAGUCACAGUCUACUUUUUGAUGCAGAAGAAUCCCAAGGUUCAGUUAUGGUCUACAUACCAGGUUAGAAGCGCUGACUGGUCACUGGAAGCUUUGCUCUACAAGUGGGACAUGAAAUGUAUCCACAUUCCUCUGGAAACUUUUGAAGCAGACAAGGAAGAUCUAGCAGAGUCUUCCCUUCCCGGAAGACAUACUGUUGAAAUGCUGAUCAUCUUUGCAAAGGGCAGUCUCUGAAAUAUACCUACAGGCUGUUCCGGCUCAGUGUCAAUACUGAAAGAGCAACCGGAUACUAGGACCACUUCAGCUCAUGCAAAUUAGGUGGCUUUGAAGAUGGUCAAAUCUGCUGGCUUUAAGGUUGUGAGGUCACCUGGUCAAUGUUCAUGUACAACAUAAAAAUUAAAACACUUCUUAAAGGA
Molecule: messenger RNA, 857 nt
Organism: Jaculus jaculus (lesser Egyptian jerboa)
Lineage: Eukaryota; Metazoa; Chordata; Mammalia; Rodentia; Dipodidae
Gene: Mettl23
Product: methyltransferase like 23
Exons: 5
Coding region: 106-675 (189 amino acids)
Cellular component (GO): cytoplasm; nucleus
Source: RefSeq, a predicted model, not a curated record